AUGGACCUUAAUUUUUAGAAUAACUCAUUCUUCUAUUAAUGUUUACGAGGCCCAUAGUCUACCAGAAGAAAUUCGACUCCUCGGAAAAGACACACAUAGCCUUAAGCAAACAUCUAAUUAGACUUAAGUCUAUUGCAUCACAAUAGCAACCUAGCUGAUUCUGCGAUUGUUAGUGUCUCCAGAAAUCGGUAAUACAAAGAUGUUCACUGUGCUUAAACAGUAGAUAUAUUAAAGAAAGAAUUCCAAAUCAGAAAACCGAUGUUAACGAAUAAAAGUUCAAAUGUUCACAGAUAAUGUACUCAAAUCAACGACCUCAAUAAAUAACUUAUUUUAUUAGAUCACACAAAGGAUCAAUCAGAUGUUAUACUAUAAUAUCUACCCUAAGGUUAAUAAUUUCUAAAUAGGACCAAUUAAUCAAUUCUGUAAGCUUGGAUACCAACUUUACCAUAAGAUGAAAGGAAAUAAAUAGAAAGGAACAAAAGGAACUUUCCCAUACCCAGAAACAUUGCAUUUCAUGAAAUUAUUGAUGGAUUAAAUAUAAUAUAUGGAUAAGGCAAGAAUAGGAGGUUAUGGCCUGGAGAAGAAGCCUUGUUGAUGGAGACAAUCAGAUUAUACAUAGGGAAGAUACUCCAAAAUCCAAAAUUGCUAAUGCAUAGUGUACCAUUCACCCUUCAAUAAAUCAUCAAAAUAUCAGGAUUGACAGAAAUAGCAAAUUAUUCAUUUUGUAUGCUUUAAUUGGAAUGUCAUUGGAAAAUGAUGAUCACCAGAUUUAGAUAUAGUGGAAGUAAAGAAUUGAAUAAAAAGUCUUGGCAGCACUGGCUUGAAUUAGCCCAAUUAAGAGGACACUUCUUAAAUUUACAAAGUGAUAAUGCCUUAACUUAGUACCUAUUAAAGCAUCAACAAACAGAAUGA
Messenger RNA from Paramecium octaurelia, 912 nucleotides. NCBI's taxonomy places the organism in Eukaryota, Ciliophora, Oligohymenophorea, Peniculida, Parameciidae. The record is from the annotation of a GenBank genome assembly.